AUGCUACACAGGCUCAUUCAUAGCCAUUUGUUUCUAUGUACAUAUGUGCUAAGUAUUCAAAUAGUAGCUGCAACGGCAGCGGCAGCGGCCACGACAAAUGCAUAUUCAAGGUUCAAUUCCUCAUUCACACCUGAUCAUCUAAGGUAUCUCAAGAAUGAAACCAAAGCGUUAUUUCAACACGCUUGGUCCUCUUACAUUAAUUAUGGAUUUCCAGCAGACGAAGUACGACCGUUGACUUGUGAGCCGUAUGGUCCAGAUUACAAAGAUGUGACGAACACAGUUAGAAAUGAUGCAAUGGCCAAUAUUUCGCUGACAAUGCUCGAUAAUCUUGAUACACUAAUCAUUAUGGGGCAAUGGGAUGAACUUGAGAGUGCAUUGAAGUAUUUAAAGACUAACCAAAAAGAAUUUUUUAAUCAAGACACAAUUGUCCAAGUUUUUGAAGCAACGAUUCGAUUCUUGGGAGGCUUGCUCAGCACUCAUUUGAUUCUCACAGAUGUCAUAAAAGUCGAUGCUUUAUCAUCUUCAGCAUCAACAACAAAAGCAAGGUCUGCGCCACCACCACCACUACCGCCUACAUCUUUAAACAGACUUCGAGAAAUUUCCGCAAACUACGAUGGUUUCUUACUAGGCAUGGCCCAUGAUUUGGGGUUACGAUUAAUCCCGUCAUAUCGGACAAGAACCAAUAUUCCAGUUCCGCGUAUCAAUUUGGCUAAGGGAUUAAAAGAUGUUCCUCCGCCAUUACAAAAAGAUGCAUGCACUUCGGGAGUCACCACUCCGGUUUUGGAAUUCACGUUGCUUUCAAGGCUUACUGGUGAUUAUCAAUUCGAGUACUAUUCCCAGCUAGCAUUCUGGAAAAUCUGGUCUUCCAAACUGCAGCUUAAUUUAUUACCCAUGACAAUUGACCCCUUUUCAAACCAAUGGAAGGACUCAAUCACUGGUAUAGGUGCGUCGAUUGACUCGUUUUAUGAAUAUGCUGCGAAGAGUGCAAUAUUGUUUGACGACGAUCAUAUGUGGUCUGUUUUCAAAACAUCAUAUCAAGCAUUGCUUACACAUCUGGCACAGUCCGACGAAGGAAGUAUGAUUUUUCCCAACAUCAAUAAUCAAGAUGGUGUAUUAUUCAGUGAUUGGAUUGACUCGUUGAGUGCAUUUUGGUCAGGAUUACAGGUAUUGACGGGGCAGCUUACCGAUGCAAUCAAAACACACGUCGUGUAUCUAAAGAUCUGGGAUCAUUUCGACUCUAUACCAGAGAGAUGGAUUUAUUCGCAUCGCAAUAGCAAAAAGAAUAGGAGAAAAAUAUACAGAGCCGAAGAUUCAAUUGAGCUUGAGUGGUACCCAUUGAGACCUGAGUUUAUUGAAAGCACAUAUUAUUUGUAUCGAGCCACUCGAGACCCAAUGUAUUUACAUAUUGGUGAGCGCAUUCUUUAUUUGUUUCAAAACACAUACAAAGCACCCUGUGGUUUUAGUGGAUUUCAGGAUGUGAGGACGGGACAAAAACAAAAUCGAAUGGAGACAUUUGUUUUGGGAGAGACCUUGAAGUACCUCUAUCUCUUAUUUGACGUUGAAGAUGAAGCAAUUUUGCACAAUAAAGUAUUGAUGCGUGGCAAGAAUUGGAUUUUCUCUACUGAGGCGCAUCCAUUAUGGUACCACAAGAAUCUCUAUAAUAGAUCAGCUCAAGGUUUUUUGGGUGCUGCAGGUGAAGAAAGCAAAAUAAAUCCGGCAAUAAUACGAAACACAACUAUUGUUAAACCCGAGUUGUUUGAGAUUCCAGACGGGGGACUGAAUGCACUUGCGCAUGUUACCAAAAAAGAUCCGUACGGGUCCAGAUUUGAUACUUGUCAAUUGAAUCCAUUGGGAAAAGCGCCAAACUCGUUUCUCGAGUCGAGUUUUUAUAAUUGGGAUCAUUUAUUUAAAGCAGAUUAUACAUUUCAAAACUCAUUAAAAAAACCUAGACAUGUUACUAGGACCAAUUUGGAUGGCAGUUAUAUCGAAUUGAGUCGCUCGUUUUACGACAAGUUUACCAUGUUUCAAACUCCAUUAAUUUGCCCUAGAAUGCCAACAACUCAUGUGUAUGAAAUAUUCUGGGGAGAUAUAAAGGAGGCAACGAGACUGGAAGUCUCAUUGCUUAAAGUAAGCGAUGACGCAACUGAAAAUAAGAUAAUAUAUAAUGACGAUCUUUGGGUUCCCAAUCUUCUGGGGUUGAGAAUCCAAUUCGAAGAGUUAAAAGUUGAUGACAUUGAUGCUAAGAACAAAGUGAUAACUAUUGACUACUUGCAUUUACUACUACAUGGUCUGAAUAGUACGCAGCCUGUAGAUACCGGUUUAAAGGGGUUACGAGUGAGAAGAGUGAAUGGAGUUGACGUAAAAUUAGGAGCAGCCGUAUGGACAUUACCUUUUCAAGUCAAUGAAAAGGACAAGGAUACAGUGCAGGUCACCGAGGGAGGGAGAGUGGUUCUUGAAGGCAAAAUUGUGGAGAAUUUGAUGGUGUGGUAUGGAUAG
Lodderomyces elongisporus is the source of this 2496-nucleotide messenger RNA. RefSeq names its product alpha-1,2-mannosidase MNL1. The transcript has a single exon. Gene Ontology annotation, biological process: mannose trimming involved in glycoprotein ERAD pathway; endoplasmic reticulum mannose trimming; carbohydrate metabolic process. Gene Ontology annotation, cellular component: membrane; endoplasmic reticulum. Gene Ontology annotation, molecular function: mannosyl-oligosaccharide 1,2-alpha-mannosidase activity; calcium ion binding. NCBI's taxonomy places the organism in Eukaryota, Fungi, Ascomycota, Pichiomycetes, Serinales, Debaryomycetaceae. The record is from RefSeq and is a predicted model, not a curated record. Bases 1 to 2496 code for a protein of 831 amino acids.